Molecule: messenger RNA, 826 nt
Organism: Nerophis lumbriciformis (worm pipefish)
Lineage: Eukaryota; Metazoa; Chordata; Actinopteri; Syngnathiformes; Syngnathidae
Product: parvalbumin-2-like
Cellular component (GO): cytoplasm
Molecular function (GO): calcium ion binding
Source: RefSeq, a predicted model, not a curated record
UUGUCUCAUAUUUAGUAACCAAAACGUUUGGUCGACAUGAAUUCACCUCACCUGUGGUCUCACCUGUGCUGUGGCGGAAGUGAAGAGGCGCUCCUUCAGCCAGCCAACACGCCGACAGAAAGAUGACAUUGCCCAGCAACACCACACACCCAGGACGACUCUUCAUCUUCCCGUCCGAGCCAGCGAGCAGCUAGACUGUGCCGACUAGCUAUGGCGAGCGCACAAAGAGGAGAGCAUGGCAUUUGCAGGGAUGCUGCGAGAUCAGGACAUCGCCGCUGCCGUGCGCUCGUGUCAAGCUUCGGGCAGCUUCAACUACAAAACCUUCUUUGCACAAGUGGGACUGACCGCCUUAUCCCAGGAAAACUGGAGAAAAGUGUUCACAGUCUUGGACCAGGACAGGAGUGGAUUCAUUGAGGAGGAGGAGCUAAGACUAUUCCUUCAGAAUUUCUCUCCCGGCGCAAGAGAGCUAACUGUGGCUGAAACCAGGACUAUGAUGGCUGCAGGAGAUAGAGAUGGUGAUGGCAAGAUUGGAAUAGAAGAGUUCUGUGAUCUGUUUAAAUAAAGAUACUAAACCUCAACGGCCAUGACGGUCUGUCCCCGUUUUAAGAAACUGGACGGGAUUCCUGACUUUUCCCCCAUUGUUUCGAUGCAAAGACCUCACAUGUUUUCAACUCGCCUGCCUGCCUGCUGCUCCUUGUUGGUUUGACAUCAAUAUAAUUAGAGAUGUCCGAUAAUCAAUCCAAUCCAAUCCACUUUAUUUAUAUAGCACAUUUAAACAACAAAAUGUUUCCAAAGUGCUGCACAACAAUAUUAAACACAAUUAAAA